Messenger RNA from Cydia strobilella, 3455 nucleotides. Its product is annotated as malate synthase-like. The record is from RefSeq and is a predicted model, not a curated record. The transcript is spliced from 8 exons. Gene Ontology annotation, cellular component: cytoplasm. The coding region runs from base 185 to 1804 and encodes 539 amino acids. Gene Ontology annotation, molecular function: malate synthase activity. Gene Ontology annotation, biological process: glyoxylate cycle. Lineage: Eukaryota; Metazoa; Arthropoda; Insecta; Lepidoptera; Tortricidae.
AUAUGACAGGAGCAGGAGAUAAGAAAUCUAAAAAACUGAUAAGAGUGAUAAGGAAACAAACUUUGACCUUCGUAAGUUCGUCAUGUAUUUACUUCAAUAUAAGUUGUUGUUAAAUGGUGAAAGACUUUAUAACACCGGGCUAUUUCACAAGAAUUGGUUGUUCCUGUGAUAACAAACAUACGAAAUGGCAAACGUUAUUCUUCUUCAAUCGCCGCCACCAAAGUUAGAAGAUGUACAAAAGAAAGUGUUUAGCGAUGGAGCUUUAGAGUUUUUGGCUAAUUUACACAAGGAGUUCGAUGAAGAAAUCAACCAUUUGUACGACAACCGACAAAAAAGGGCGAUGGACUUACAGUUACUAGACUUUAAGAAAUCACCUGAAAGGUUGGACAGAUCGUGGACUAUUGCGCCGUUGCCGUUGAGACUUCAAAAUCGUCAUUUAGAUCUCGGGGAUGUAUCUCCCACCAAUACAGCACAUUUUGUCUCCGCACUCGAAACCGACGUCCAAGGCAUCCAAGUGGACUUUGAUGAUGGACAUUGUCCGACAUGGCGCAACCAGCUCAUAGGCUACCAGAACAUCUACUUGGCAGUGAACGGGAAGCUGCAGGGCGCUCCGAUGAGCAUCAGUAUGUGCCCUGUGCUUAUGCUGAGGCCAAGGGCUUGGAAUAUCAUUGAGCACAAUAUACUGAUUGAUGGCAAAGAAGCAAUAGGACCACUUGUAGACUUUGCAAUCCUUAUGUACCACAACGCUAAAAAACUUCAUGAAGCUAACAGCGGACCAUACUUCUAUCUAUCCAAACUAGAGGGCGCAGGUGAAGCCAAACUAUGGAAUAGCGUAUUCGUAUGGGCGCAGAAACAGUUAGACAUUCCUCAAGGAACUAUAAAAGCUUGUGUUCUGAUUGAGAAUAUUGUUUCCACAUUUGAAAUGGAAGAGAUCCUUUAUGCUCUGAGGGAACAUUCUUUGGGGCUUAACUGUGGUAUCUGGGAUUAUUGUGCAUCUAUUAUUAGUAAAUUCGGCAGUCGCAAAGAAUUCCUGCUCCCCGACCGUAACAAGUACGUGAACAUGUCCCGGCACUUCCUGAGCUGCUACCUGCGCCUAGUCGUGGGCACGUGCCACGCGCGAGGAGCGCCCUCCACGGGGGGCAUGGCUGCCUCUAUGCUGAAACCUGGUGCCACAGCUCAGGACGGAGAAUCCAAAGAGAUAAUAAACAAGAUUCUGGAUUCAAAGCUUAAAGAAAUCGAGGCAGGAGUCGAUGGUUUCAUGGUGUAUGACUCGAGAGUUGUGCCCUUCGUAAAUGAGCUUUGGAACAAAAACAGUCCAACCCCCAACCAGAUAUCCAAGCAGCUGUCCCUAAAUAUAACUGCUGAAGACCUUCUAACCAUACCCAGCGGAGGAGUCACCAUGCAAGGGUUGAAACAUAACGUGGCGGUCUCCAUACUGUUUAUAUACUACUGGUUGGCUGGCGUUGGACAUUUCUUCUAUAGUGGCAAUGUGGAAGAUUCGGCCACUGCUGAGAUUUCUAGAACGCAGAUUUGGCAGUGGAUUCGGUUUGCGCCUUACCUAGAAGACGACCCGAAGAAGCAAGUGACAGCUGAACUGGUAGAGAUUUCCGCCGCGAGCUUCGCUGCGCACGCGCACAAGAACCUCUGCCGAUCUAACGCUGAGAAGAAAAGACUCACAGCGGCGAGGUACAUGAGCAUGGAGUUGUUCCUGGCGCGGAACCCGCCGGAGUUCAUCACGAGCUUCCUCAAUGAUAACCACAAGUUCCGGACGCUGCAUAACAAGGCGCUGCUGAGCAACCUUUAACAUUUACUUAUCCUCCUAAGUCCUGCGGUACCAAAUUUUGUACAUAAUAAAAUUCACCCGUCAGUCCCAGCAUUAAGUAAGUUACUAUAGCAAUAAACACCGAUAGUACAUAUUUCGGUACAAAAUUUUUAGAUGCCCCCCGCUUUCAAAUUUGAAUGCUCGCGCGGAAUAUUCUGACAGUCCAUAGAGUUGUAAAUAGUCCGUUCAGGACUGACAGCAAAUAUUUAUUAUGUGCAAAAAAAUGAACAUGAGGCCUCUAGGACUAUGACGUUUAAAAAAAGCUGGGACUUAGGAGGCUAUAGGUAGACAGGGGUGCGAAACUCCUAGCUUCGCGCAAACUCGGCUCCGUUCGGCUCAGCAUUGCUCCGAGUAUUGGCACAACUUGACGUCCAUUUGCGUGCACGACCACAGAUAAGAUAAUGACCUGAAUUUUGACAACCCUAAAUAGCCGAAAUGGAUAAAGUCGUCAAUAGAACUUGCAAACAAUGUCAAACAAACUGUUUUACCUUCAUUACUUCGUAAUCUCGCUUUUUAAAAGGACAACCAUCACCUUAUCAACAGUCUAUAUACUGAAAUAUUUUAUUUAUAUAAAUUUUUACUUAAAUUAAAUGUUAAUUAUUAAUAUUUCAGCGAAAAUAACCUUCGUAAAAAUGUUAGGUUAUGUGUCAAACGCUAAGAAAAUCUGUCAUGUUUGUUUAGAUUGUUUGCAAGUUCUAUUGACGACGACUUUAGUGCCAUAUAUAGAAAGGGACAUCAAAGGGUCAUGAAUCAUGAUUCGACCCUGAACCGCUGUCAAACUUCGGUUUUGUAGGAAGUUUUCUUUCUGUACGGUAGUACUAUGUAUUAUUAAUUCUGUGCUAUGGGUGUGUAUGUUGCAGGUUUUCAAAAAGUCGGUAAAGAUUCACGCAAAAUUCAGGAACAUUUUACAAAAAAUAUAGGAAUUUUUAGUUUAGCGACCGAAUGGGCACCACAGAUCACCCGAGGCAGAGGCAGGCCAAAAAGAUGGCAAGACUGGCAAGACGACCUGUGCCCUGUUUAUCAAAAGCUUGUAAUACAAGCGGAACUCACUUUUUGACAGCUUUUGUUAGAGAGGGACUUCCACUUGUAUUACAAGCUACAAGCUUUUGAUAAACAGGGCUCUGGACUCUUUUUGUGGCGAUUGGCGGGAGCAUGCACAAAGCCGCGGUAAGAGCGUGCGACUUGCAAUCCGGAGGUCACGGGUUCAAACCCCGGCUCGUACCAAUGAGUUUUUCGGAACUUAUGUACGAAAUAUCAUUUGAUAUUUACCAGUCGCUUUUCGGUGAAGUAAAACAUCGUCAGGAAACCGGACUGAUCCUAACAAGGCCUAGUUCGCCGUUCGUUCGAUCGCAAUAAGGCCUAGGUUAACCUCUGGAUUGGAAGGUCAAAUGGCAGUCGCUUUCGUAAAAACUAAUGCCUACGCAAAUUCUUGGGAUUAGUUGCCAAGCGGACCCCAGGCUCCCAUGAGCCGUGGCAAAAUGCCGGGACAACGCAAGGAAGAUGAUGAAGUACUCUCUAGUACCAUAACAUAAAUAUGUAGUGUAUACAUGGUGUAGUAAAAUGAAAAUACAUGUUAUGAAAUUAAGCUUCACCAUAAGUAUUGUACAGUCGCCAUCAAGAUAUAUCGGAGCGG